AUGUCGUCGUUGGGAACGUCCAAGGGGAUCCUGGAGAUCACCAAGUUCGGGGUGUACGUCGCCGUCCCCGUUACCCUCACCUACCUCGUCGCCACUGACUCCAAGGCCAUCAAGAAGCUCAUGGGCCUCCGUCCUUAUGUGGUUUACCCACCAGAAGGCCCACGACCACCACCGCCCGAAGAACUUCGUGAAAGGGCUCGGGAGAUAGCUCGCAGCAGAAGACAAGAAUAAACAGGUGGACCAUGGUUGCUCCAUAUAGUUUGUACUCGGAUCAUCUUUCUGCAUGAUACUACGAUCCGCCCAAAAGAUUCAUGAAACUGGGACACAAAAACUUCGACUAUCAAACAUGCUGUCAUGGGUGUAUGGUUGUCAAUGAACAUGAUUUCU
This is a messenger RNA of Triticum aestivum (bread wheat), 387 nucleotides long. RefSeq lists its product as uncharacterized. Lineage: Eukaryota; Viridiplantae; Streptophyta; Magnoliopsida; Poales; Poaceae. The transcript is spliced from 2 exons. The record is from RefSeq and is a predicted model, not a curated record. Bases 1 to 231 code for a protein of 76 amino acids.